Messenger RNA from Podarcis lilfordi (Lilford's wall lizard), 28146 nucleotides. The record is from the annotation of a GenBank genome assembly. Lineage: Eukaryota; Metazoa; Chordata; Lepidosauria; Squamata; Lacertidae.
AUGGCGCGGGCGGCUCCUCCGGGCGCGCUGGAGCUGCUGCUGCGUGAGUGUGGGGAGGAGAGGGAGGGCGCUCUGCACGCGCUCAGAGGCUACGGCGCCUGGCUGGCCGCCUCUCCGGGCUGAGUUCCGCGGAGCUUGGCUCCUUGGCUCCUGAGACGCGGGAGGAGGAAGAAAGGACACCCCACCCGGCCGGCCCGGCCCUUCGCUCCCAAAUCUGGCAUAUGAGCCUGGAGGGGGGUGUCUUGGAAAGCUCUCACCGCUGGGAGCUUUUCUUGCAAACCACCCGAAGCGUCAAACGGUGCAACUCGGAAGCGGUUUUGCGCCAGGCGGCUUAAACUGGCCCCCUUAGGCAAGACGGAGUCAAAGUGGCUGCGUGUUUUUUCAACCCAGACUGGGGGACCCAACAGUUUUGCCUUCCGAUUUCUCCCCCCGUCAAAGCUGUUUUGAUACUCCUUUUAUUCAAUGUUGCCGACUCUCUCUCUCUCUUUUUUUAAUUUGAGGGCAGAUCAUUUGGGGAUCUUCUAGUUUCGUCAUGUUUGAGGUACUUCUUGCUUCCUGGACUUAAUAACCUGAUAUUUUGCCAUAAUUUUUUUAAAUUCGAUCCCCACUCUUGACUCAGGUGGGCUUAGUCAGACUUAAAUACCUCAUCAUUCUCCCUUCUUUUUAAAACUUUUGUUUUGUUUUGUUCAGACAAGCCUUUACAAAAUGAUGUUUUGUUUUAAUCAGUCAGUGUCUAUUGAUAUUCACUGAUAAAUUUUAACCAUGUUUUUAUGGCCAUUUGCUGAUUUUUAUAACUUUAUAUGUUGUACUCUACCUUGCUGUGUUUCCCCCCCCCCUUGAAAGUGUGGAUUAUAAAUGCAUAAAUAAAUAAAUAAAUAAUGUAAGAUAUAUAUAUUUUUUUAUUGGCCCAUUAUCCUCACUGCUUUUAUUCAUGGGCAAUUUCUUACUGCUCUUGCUCAAAGUUAAAGACAUAUGAAGAGCCUUUUUGGAAUCUGGCCCAAAGCCCAUCUGGGCUGGCAUCCUGUUCUCACAGUUACCAACAAGAUGCCCAUGGGAAGCUAGCAAAGCAAGCAGGCCUGGGCACAAGGGCACUUUUCCCUCCUGUGGCUUCCAGCAACUGGCAUUCACAUGCAUUGCUGCCUCUGACUAGUUUCUGCAAAUAAGAGUAACUCCGUGUUUAGUUUUGUUGUUGUUGUUGUUGUUGUUUUAAUAAAAACAAGAGUACACAUUCCCAGCUAAUUCUGGCUUCAGGGCUGUCUGUUGUAUAAAUGCUUCCCUAAAUCAAAUGCCUUCAUUACAGAAAAAAGGAUUAUUUUCUCACUCUAUAAAAAGCUUUCUCUGACGCAAGGGAAAAAAGCCCUGUAAUUUUUUCUGUUCUGAUUUGAGCCAGCAGUAAUCUGAUGCAAUCUGACGUUUUCCUGCCAGGCAUGAAAAUGCAUCUGAUCAAUGCCUGUAUAUUUAUCAGUCAAUUUGCCAAUACAGUAGAUAGCAUUUCAAAAUUCUGUUGGAGAGAACUGGUGGAAAGAACAUUCUCCAUCCUCUUUACACCUCAUCCUCUUUACACCUGGAUUUCCCUUCCUAAUUAAAGAGCCUGACCAUUCAUUUGUUAACUGCGCAAUCCUAUAUGUGUCUACUCAGAAGUAAGUCCUGUUGAGUUCAAUAGGGUUAGUCCCAGGUGAGUAGGUAUAGGAUUGCAGCCUAAAUGCUGUAUAUUCUCUUAUAAGUGCAACGGUUUCAUUUUUCUUUAACUGCUCAAUAACUUGGUUUUUGUCAACUGAACAGAAUUAUUAAGCACCAUUCUCUCUUUUGAGGAUAUUGCAACAAUUUCUAACUUCCCUUAAAAAUCUGCAGUCUUCAAAACUCUCAGAAACAAAAAGAUUUCUAAGAUACACUCUGCCCGCAGUUUGUCUCUUUCUUUCAUAGCAAACCUGCUCUUGUUUCUUUUUUCUAACUAAAAGGUUGGAUCUUCCCUGUUGUUUCUUGGCUGCCAACAAAACUACAAAAUGUAAAAACACACACACACCAAAAACUCAGUUUAUUCUUUGUUUUAUCAGUGGGCAUAUCUAAAGCUUUUAAAAUCUUCAUCCAAUAUUAUCUCAUCCUCUUCAAAGUAUCUAAUUUCUUUUAAACAAAGGCCUUCCUUUCUGUGUACCAUUUACUUUACGGUUGUUAUUUUCAUCCUCCCACUUGAGACUUUCAACACAAAUCUCCCAUCAGUAUCUAUUUUUAUUAAUAUUUACUGAAUUCAUGCCUCGCCUUUCCUCCCCAAGGAGCCCAGGCUAGCAAACAAAUACACAAUGUGAAAAGGAAAGCAAAAAUGGAUGAAAACAUUCUAAGAGCAGUUGCAACUUGAAUACCCUAAAACAGUUACAGUUAAAAAUAGUCUAAAAGCAAUUGCAAUCAAUAACAUUCUUCCAUUCACUGAUCUUGGAGUUUCCAGGAACAGCCACCAACAGAUGUGCAGGUAAACAAGAAUGUUUUCAGGUUCCUUUUGAAAGUUGCUAGCAAUGGAGACAGGCACACCUCACUAAGGAAGACAUUUGCACAACUGGGGAGCCACCACUGAAAAGGCCCCUGUCUGGUGACUAUUUCUUCCUCUCCUUCCUAGCUUAUUUUCUAAAUACACUGCAGCCCCCUUAGAUAUGGUUGCCUGGGGGAGAGGACUAGGCUGCCUCCCAAGCAUAAAGCUAUUUCACUUUCUGCUCCCUUUCUCUUUUCUGCGUCCUUUCACUGGCAACAGAGCAGGGCUGGGGCUGGAUAGCAGGCAACACCUGGGGCCGAUCAGACAUUGGUGUUUUGCCCAGCUGUGCUGCACUGUUGUGACACUUCCCAACCUUGUCUUCCAUGGCAGACAAAGCCACAGACCCCAGUAACCCUGAGGAAAACUGGGAAUGUAUCCAGAGGUUUAGCGACCAGGUCAACGCAGAUGCUGACAGGUAAGGCUGCACUGGGUGAGGAGAACCUUUUGCUGGGCCACUUCCAGCUCGAGGUGGAUUUGGAAGUUGGCAAAGGUUUUGUCUUGAGCAUGGAGAGGUGGUCAGAGUUUAAAAGGUAAAGGGACCCCUGACCAUUAGGUCCAGUCGUGGCCGACUCUGGGGUUGCGGUGCUCAUCUCGAUUUAUUGGCUGAGGGAGCCGGCGUACAGCUUCCAGGUCAUGUGACCAGCAUGACUAAGCCGCUUCUGGCGAACCAAAGCAGUGCACGGAAACGCCAUUUACCUUCCCGCCGGAGUGGUACCUAUUUAUCUACUUGCACUUUGAUGUGCUUUUGAACUGCUAGGUUGGCAGGAGCAGGGACCGAGCAACGGGAGCUCACCCCGUUGCGGGGAUUUGAACCGCUGACCUUCUGGUCAGCAAGUCCUAGGCUCUUUGGUUUAACCCACAGCGCCACCUGCUUCAGAGCUUGUGUUACCCCAAAGUUCUGUUUGCUACCCUUUGCCCAUGUGCAGAGGCACUACAGCAGGGCAGAUUUUGGGAGAUUCCCAGGCAGUGCAGGAGAGGGGAGAGCGCCUCUGUCCUCUUCUUGCGGUGUGUGGUCAGAUUCUGGCUUGCAGUUGUUGCAUUGUGUGUGGGUUGCUUGUGUUUCCUUGCCCAGGAAUCCCUUGAGCCUUGGGCACUGUUUGCUGAAAGCAAACGAAUUCUUGAGAGCUUUUGCAUCUCCUAAAACAUAGCAGCUGAUUGAAAUUUGAAUGUCUGGCAAUGUUCCUUGACUGGGGAUGGGCUUGGAAUGAACCUCAGCUCUCUUUCUGCACAAUUUCUGCUCAUUCCAUCCUUUUCUUGCGUGGCAUUUUAUGUCAUGCCAAGAGUGUGCUUGAGCUCCUUUGGCGGAGAUGAUCUAUUGUUUCUUGAGGAGCAGUUUCGCUUCUUGUGGCUCAAGCACCUAUCUGCUUUCUUUUGCAGUUGUUUCUGGUCAAACAGGUUCAGCUGGCUUCUAUAUUGCGUGAAAAGCCUGUACAACCUGUUGGCAAGGUGCCAGACUGGAGCAUGUUUAGCCAUCAUGAACAGCAGUGAUCACUCUUACAAAUCACGUUCAACACUCUCAGAGAAAAAACAACGAGUGGUUUACCUCCACUCCUCAGCUACUUUCCUGUAGAGACUGAGAAAAAACCCCAAUAUUCAGCAGAUAUUACCCUAAAAUGUCAUGCAGUUGGAAGUGGCAGGUGUCAGCUGCCUAUGAGAUAUCCCUGGAUCUUGUGUGGCAAAAGCAGAGAGCUGGUCUUGGGUGCAGAAGUACAGCUCUUCUCUUGCCCAUCACUGAGCAAACUGCCCUCUUCCUCUUGAAAACAUAGGAAACUGCCUUGUGCUAGCUCAGGGUUGUGUGCAUGCUGACUGGCAGCUGUGGCUCUCCAAGUUUUUCAGGCAGGGAGUAUUCCCCCCCCAGCCCUUCCUGGACCUUCUGCAUGCCAAGCAGAUGCUCUCCCAUUGAGCUUUGCCCUCCCCCCCGACAGCAAUAGCCACCUGUCUCCUCUGGUUGUGAAGGUGAAUUCAAGAAUGAUUUCAGGGACUAUGGCAUGACUGUUUUUCUUUUUUUACCUCUCUCUCAGCAUUGCUGCAGCUCUGAAGUUGCUGGAACAUAAGAUCCAGUCGCCGCAGGAGGCAGAGGCUCUGCAUGCGCUAACCGUAAGUGUACCAGGGCCUGGAAAUCCUGGGUUCAAAUUCCCACUUGGACAUGAAGGGUGACCUUGGGCCAGUUGCUGCCUCUCAGUCCCAUAACUGGUUUGUUGUGGGGAUUAAAUAAGAAGAGGGAGAACUAUGUACUUGCUCUCCUUGGAGAAAAAGGUGGGAUAUAAAUGCAAGAAAUAAGUGUGAGCAUUGUGCAGCCCAGUGUGUCCUGCAGUAUCCUGGACACAGGGAUAUUGUGCAUGCAAAGCCUUGCAUUUCCUCUUUGGAGUCCAGGCUUCUUGUUCCCCCUUUUGCUGUGUGGACAGAGCAGCUGCUGCUGAGCAUCUGGGUUGAGAAUUCUGCAGUUUGGUGGUUCUUUUUUUCCUCUUUUUGAGGGGGAGCUUCCUGCUCUUGUAGCUUGUCACAUCUGCAUUACACAACCUUUGUCGUCCCUCCAGCCAUCCUAAUCAGUCUCAGCCUGAUUGAGUCCACCUUCUCCUACCUCAUUUGUUCACUGAGCUAUGCCUGACAACUGGCACUGCUUGGAACACCUUCCCUGCUUAUUCUGAACAGCCUGUUAGCUUAGGCUUGGAAUCAGUUAUCAGUGCCAGGGGUCAGUUGUGGCCAGUGUGACAUUAUUAAAAAUGCAGCGUCUGUGAGCAUGUGCAGAGUAUUUUUCUCCUUCCUGAAGUUCCCAUAUCGAGAUGAGCAAGGGCAGAUAUGGAUUAACCAACCCAGAAUCUCUCUGCCAGCCUUCAUCAACCUAGUGACUGACCUGUAGGUGUUUUCCCACCACAAAUGCUGGCUGCAGCUGAUAGGAAUUGCAGUCCAAAAUGUCUGGAGAGCACCCAGCCAGUGAUGGCUGCCCUUUGCACUUCUAUUUGACUUAGAGAAAAUAGCACCACCCCUCCCUGCAACCCUGGGUCCCCUUUUCUGCUGCCUUUACCUAGAGAAAGUUACCUGGCUCUGUUUUCUGCACCUUUUGUCGUCACCUUGAAUGGCUUGGUGACCCCACUGCCUAAGGACAAGGCUGGCGUGAUGGGGUCUUGGGGGCUCCCUGUGGAUUUGCCCGCUCUUUUAGGAUCAAGGUUUGUGUUUGCCUCUUUCUCCCUACGAGGUCUUGGAGAUGUGUGUGAACAACUGCGGAGAGAAUUUCCAUCAUGAAAUGGGGAAGUUCCGAUUUCUCAACGGUCUCAUCAAGGUCCUUUCUCCCAAGGUAAGUGCCCAGGAAGGUGAAGCUCAGAAAUUCAAAGUGUUGGUACUGACCUUUAAAGCCCUAAACGGCCUUGGCCCAGUAUACCUGAAGGAGCAUCUCCACCCCCAUCGUUCAGCCCAGACACUGAGGUCCAGCUCCGAGGGCCUUCUGGUGGUUCCCUCACUGUGAAAAGUGAAGUUACAAGGAACUAGGCAGAGGGUCUUUUCAGUAGUGAUACCCGUCCUGUGGAACAUCCUCCCAUCAGAUGUCAAGGAAAUAAACAACUAUCUGACUUUUAGAAGACAUCUGAAGGCAGCCCUGUUUAGGGAAGUUUUUAAUGUUUGAUGUUUUGUUGUGUUUUUAAUAUUCUAUUAGGAACAGCCCAGAGUGGUUGGGGAAACCCAGCCAGAUGGGCAGGGUAUAAAUAAUAAAUUAUUAUUAUUAUAUAGAAAAAGAAGCCUGGAAGGGAGGGGGCCCUUGUCAGAAAAGGGGUGGCUGGGCGGUCUCUUCAGAAGGGCCUCCUCAGACAGUGGCGUAGCGUGGGUUGUCAGCACCCGGGGCAAGGCAAGUAAUUUGCGCCCCCUAACCCGUGGAUUUGCGCCCCCUAACCCUAACCCCCAAAUGUUGCACCCGGUGCGGCCGGCCCCCCCUGCACCCCCCACGCUACGCCACUGUCCUCAGAGUCCUAAAGGUCAAGAUAAAGUUGGGGUUGUGUGUGGUUGUUUUUAAAAGAGGGGUGGAUUCUGUACUUCCAGCAACAUCUGCAGGGCCACUGGUUAUCCCCCGUUCCCACUGUUAAGGGUACAGGUGCAUCCUUUGAAGGCAUAAAACAUCUGAAAUGUACAAGGAUUUAUUUUGCGUGGGUGGAAGUACAAGAUGCCGCGGGCACAGUCUUGCUUUGUGAGGAGCCGGGGACUCCCCAAGGUGGUGGUCUUUCUUCUUCUGGUUCCAACCAUCUUUACUUUGGGCUUCCCAGUAUCUCGGAGAGUGGUCGACGGACAGAGUCAAAUCCCGCAUCGUCGAGCUGCUGUUCAGUUGGAUGGUGUGGUUUCCUCAGGAAGUGAAAAUCCGCGACGCUUAUCAAAUGUUGAAGAAACAAGGUCUCCAUUUAGCUGUUUCUUCUGUCUGUGUUCUCCCCUACCCCCUUCCCAUCUCAAAGUCACAUGGCCUUAAACCACAAGCCUGCUGACCAAAAUUCUUCUAACAACCUUUUCCCUCACGAGGUUUUUCCGUGAGAAAGCAGAACAAAGUAUUUUUCUUCCUGGGACCACAAAAAAGGGGUUUUGCAGCUUUACCUCUCUUAUCUCUUCUAAAUUACUUACUGUGGUGGGUCUAUUUAUUUACAGUGGUACCUAUGGUUACGUACUUAAUUCGUUCCGGAGGUCCGUUCUUAACCUGAAACUGUUCUUAACCUGAAGCACCACUUUAACUAAUGGGGCCUCCCGCUGCCGCCACGCUGCCGGAGCCCGAUUUCUGUUCUUAUCCUGAAGCAAAGUUCUAAUCUGAAGCACUAUUUCUGGGUUAGCGGAGUCUGUAACCUGAAGCGUAUGUAACCUGAGGUACCACUGUAUUGCCCUUGUAUCUCCUCAUUUUCUUCCAAGAAGCUCAAGUUGGCCUCCAUUUUCUCCUCACUUAUUCCUCACAACAACCAUGUGAGGUGGCUAAGGCUGAGAAGUGGUGACUGCCGAAGGUCACACCUAUUGAGCUUCAUGGCCAGGUGGGGAGGUUUGAACCCUGGUCUCCCAGGUCUUAGUCCGCCACUUUUUUUUGCCAAUUAAUUUUUAUUCAUUUUCAAAUUUAUAAAACAUCAAAACCAAAUUUAAUUUAAUUUAAAUACCUCCCCCCCCAACUGCUUUCCCACUCUCAUAUAUACUCCAAUCCAUCCCCUUUAGCAUACUGCUUUAACAUUCAUCUCUAACGAUCAUCCAUUUUAAAAAACAAAUUCUAGUCCAACACUCUUAACAGCUGCAUCCAAAAGUUUUUGCAGUGGAAUCUGAAGCCUUGCAGAUGACAAAUUGCAGGCGGUUUAAGGCCAGCUUUUGCUCCUUUGCUUUCAAUGUUUAGUUUCUUGCAUUUUGAAUCUCUGAAUUCCAGGCUCGGGCAACUAGCUUUAAAUGCCUUUUCUGUUGUGAUUUGUCAUUUUAAAUGGCCCCUAAGCAUCCUUGAACUGUGAGUGUGCCAACACUGCAAAGAUUUAUUUCAGGGAUCGUCAAACAAGACCCCAAACUACCGGAAGACAAAAUUCUGCCACCACCUUCUCCACGGCCGGCUAGCUCCAUUUUUGAUGCUGAUGAUGAGAAAUCCAAGGUAACCUGCUCCUCCUUGUGGUCAAGCUGGACGCUGCACCGCCACUAUUGCUCAUGUUAAUCAUGGACUUGGGUAGUGGGUGCCGACAGGGUGACCCACAGGGGCCCCUGACAAGCCUUUUGGGGAUUGAAUCAAGGACUUUCUGCAUGCAAAGCAGACUUUUGUCCCCUGAGCCUACAGCCCUUCCCUUGUUUUUUUUUUUAAAUAUCCUGGUUAUAAAACUUUAUUCUGAGAAAUGCUGCUUUUUCCAUGCAAAACCAGACCAUCUGAAAGCCUUGUUGGUAAAUAUUCAAAGCAGCCCUUUUUUAAAAAAAGUAGGAGUCUCUCCCCCCCCCUUUUUUUUUUUUGCUCCUGAACAGCUUUGCUUGAGACGAAAUGUACCAUUGACUGUGCGGUGAUGCUUCUGGCCUGGUCCUCACCUUCUCCCCUCCUCUCCUCAGCUUUUAACAAGGCUCCUGAAAAGCAAAAACCCAGAGGACCUUCAGGCAGCAAACAGGCUGAUCAAAGGGAUGAUCAGAGAGGUAGGCCUUCUCUCUGCCAUUUCCCCCCAUUGUCUGGCAGCAUCUGGUGCCAGAGGGCUCCAUUCUCAUGGAGAAGCCAGUGUGGUGUAAUGGUUAAAGUGCUGGACUAUUACCUGGAAGAGACCAGGGUUCUAAUCCCCCCUCAGCCAUGAAGCUCACUGGAUGUGACUUUGGGCCAAUUAUUGCAUUAUUAUUACCCCACUCGUCUGACUGGGUUGCCUCUGGGUGGCUUCCAACAAAUAUAAAAACCUUCAGAUGUCUUCUUAAAGUUGUAUAGUUACUUAACUCCUUGACAUCUGAUGGGAAGGCAUGCCACAAGGUGGGCGCCACUACCAAGAAGGCCCUCUGCCUGUUUCUUUGUAACUUCACUCCUUGCAGCCUCACCUACCUUACAGGGUCAUUGUGGCGAUUAAAUGAAGUGCAAGAGAACCAUUUAUGAAUAGGGGGGAGAAUCCUUGAGUUCUUUGGAGAGAAAAAGAUAUAAAGGCAACCAAUAAAGAAAUGCAGGCACAGAUUCUUAGGUGGUUGUCUUCAAACUUUCUCUGGUUUGCUUUUCUAGGGCUCAGUUUAUUAUCAGACCUUGGUAUGAGAGGAACAAGCUGAGGCUGCUAAUUGCUUAGGGGAAAUGCCUUGUGACCUAGAAUCAUAGAGUCACAGAAUUGUAGAGUUGGAAUAAGGGUCCCAGGGGUCAUCUAGCCCCACCCUCUGCAACACAUAAAUCACAGCUAAAGAAUCUGAGUGUGUUUGGCCCAUUGCAGGAGCAGGAGAAAUCAGCCAAGGUCUCCAGGCGACUGAACGCUCUGAAGGAAGCCCACAGCAACGCAGAGGCAUUGGAGGAGAUGCUGAGAAGCUGGCAAGAAAGCAAGGGAGCCGGGACCCCCACGUCAACCCUGGAGCUCCUGCAGGUAAGUCCUGCUCACUCCCUUCCCCCUCCCCCCGACCCUUGGGGAGCACCUCUGAAGUCCAGGCAUGGAAGGCACAGCAGCUAGUGUGCUCUGUAAGGCCUUUCUCCAGGGAGCCCCAUAUGCUCCAGAACCUCCCUCUGCCUGGCUAUGGGGAGGGGGCUCUUGAGGACAAUGGUGGGGCCUCUGCAGUAUGCAUUGGUUGACUCGUUUGUCACCAGGGGAGAGAGAGGACCUCUGUUUUCAGAUUCCUUCCCACAAUUCUCAAUGAAUACCACUUGCUGGGAAUCACACAAGGUGGGAAAGCACUGCCGUUGGUGCACCCAGGUCCUGUCUGCGGGCUUCCCAUUGUGGCAUUUUGUUGGCCUCCUUAGUGAGGAGAGGAUGUUGGGCUUGAUGAACCUCUGGCUGCAAGGUUUUUUCUGAUGUUCUUCAGUUGCAUAUAUACCCCUCUGGCUAGAAAACUGGACUGGGCUUAACUGAAUUCUGGGUGCCUGGAAUCUGCCCUGAAACACGUGGCGGAAUAUUAUAACAGCACGAUGAAUAAAGUGCCUCUGAGCAUGCGUGGUGCGCUUUCCUCCUCCCCUCGGGCCACAGCUGGGGUGGGGUGGGGCUAGCUCAGCUGGGCUGUGAGGCUGAGCCAGCGGCACUUCCACUCUGGCUGUGUCCUUCCACAGGCCACGUUUGCCAAGUGCGAGAGGCUGAAGCCGCUGCUCUUCCGUGUGGCCAGCGAGACGGUGGAAGACGAAGAGGCUCUGGGUAAGAACAGGAACAACAAACAAGGGAAGGGAAGUGGAGGGGCUGGGCAGGGGUGUGUGUGUAGAGAGAGGGAUGUUACAGAGGCCCAAUAAAUGCAGUUUUGUCCUGGCUGAGAAGGGAACAGCUGUCCCCUAUUCUCUGUACCCUCAAAUUAGGAAACUGCUGGAUUUGAAAUCACUUGUAUUUAUUUUUUGUAUGUAAUUUUUAUUAAGUUUUCUGUUUUACAAUUUAAGAUACUCGUUUUACAUCCUUAAGAUAUCAGUGACUUCCCUUCUUCUCUUUCCAUGGUUCAUUUCACAUAUCAUAAAUCCCUGCAUAUUUUACAAAAACUAUACCAUUCAGUAUUUCAUUGUGGCAUCCAUCAAAACUUAUUUACACUGUUUAAUUUAUCUUAAUGCUGCCAAUGUUUUCAGCUGUACAUCAUUAUUUUCCAUAUAUUCAACAAAUGUUUUCCAAUCUUCUUUAAACGUAUGUUCUUGUUCUCUUAUUCUAUUUGUUAAGUCUGUGAGUUGUGCAUAUUCUGUCAACUUAAGUUGCCAUUCUUCUUUAGUUGGGACCUCGCUCGUUUUCCAUUUUGGGGUGAAAUCAAUUUUAUUAGAUGGGGUUUGUGUGUGUUUUGUUAGCCCCGAGAAUUAGAAUUCCAGGGUUUUAAUUUGUUAACAGGGGUAACUUAAUUUUUUUUUAAUGCUAAUAAUACAGAACACAUGGAACAAAGCAGCCCCCACCCUACAAAUAACAAUUGUUUUCUUGUAAUUGUUGAGUGAAGCUCGUGGUGCAAAUUCUCACUCUUGUUGCUUCUGUAGGGGAGGUUCUGCAGGCAAGUGACAGGCUCACACGGGUGCUGUGCUCUUACAAGGACGUUGUGGGUACCGCUGGGGAUUCUGGGACCAGCUCUGGUGGUGCUGCUGGUAGGUCAAGGUUGGCAAGGCUGUCCCUGUCUUGUAAAGGGUCUGGGGGAGGCCCUGCUUGCAGUGAACCCAAGGGGCAGAUUGAGAUGGGCUAGGGUGAAUCAUAGUAGAGUUGGAAGGGACCACAUUUGUCCAGUCAUCUGCAAUGCAGGAACCUUUUGCCUAAUGUGGGACUCAAACCCACUACCCUGAGAUUAAGAGUCCCAUGCCCUACUGACUGAGCUAUCAUACAGGUGCCUUUUUGUUCUUCAGAGUUGUUGGGUAGGGAUCUAAAGAGGGGGGUGAGGAGGUGGCUUUGAGAAGGAAGGAAAAAAGGAGGGUCAGAAGGGCGAGCAGAAAACCACAUCAGGUGACUACUCCGUUUUGCGAACCACAAACUGCAGGAUGGCCCCCUUUUUAAAAAAAGCUACCAGCUCUUUAAGUCUCUGCUUUGAAGCACCACAGUAAACGAAAACAUUCUGCUCUGCAGGUCAGGAUAGUCAGGGAGCACUUUGGGAAGCUUUGCUAAACCAGAGCAGCUAGCCAGCCUACAGUUUCAAAAGCCUGACACAGUUUGCUGGUUUUCUUGCUUGUUUAGUAAGGCUGAAGUUAUGCUAUCUUGCUCCCAAGAGAACGGAUUUGUGUCAGAAGUGUUUUGCUUUGAGUGGUGGAUCUCGCUUAAGUUCUUGGCUGCUUGCCUUACCCAGUAAUAGACAAGUGAAAUGCAGAGUUGGGGGUGGGGGAGAGGAAGGGAGUCCCACCUUUGUGUCGGGAGAACUGCUGGCAGCAAUCUGAAAUUGUGGGUGGAAGAUCUUCCCUUUGCCCAGCAUUCUCUACCAGCUGAGCCUCUUUGGGAUAGUCAUCUACUUGGUUUAAAAAAACAAAUCUUGCUUUCAUUUAAAGCCCUAUACGACCUUUAAAGCCCUAUACGGCCUAGGACCCUCGUACCUACGGGACUGCCUCUCCUGGUAUGUCCCACAGAGCACCUUACGGUCUUCAAAUAAAAACAUUUUGGGCGAUCCCGGGCCACAGGGAGGUUAGGCUGGCCUCAACCAGAGCCAGGGCUUUUUCGGCUGUGGUCCCAAUCUGGUGGAACGCUGUCACAAGAGACUAGGGCCCUGCAGGACUUGACAUCUUUCCGCAGGGCCUGCAAGACAGAGCUGUUCCACCAGGCCUUUGGCCAAGGCACAGUCUGACCCCCUCCUUUGGUAAUCCUCAUAGAACUUUAGCCCAAUGGUUGCCCUUAAUUUGAUUUUGAAUUGAUUUUAGAAUGCAAUGAUUUUAGAAUGCAUUUCAAUUAAUUGAUUGUGAUUUUAUGUAAAUUGUGUUACUUUUAUUGUUGUUAGCUGCUCUGAGCCUGGCUUCGGCUGGGGAGGGCGGGAUAUAAAUAAAAUUUUAUUAUUAUUAUUAUUUCAGCUGGACCUCAGCCCCUUCCAGACGCUGCGAGCAGCCUCACCCUCAUCGACCUCUCUGAGCUGGCUGCUGGGUGCCAGGCUCCCUUGCAAGAGAAUGCAAAGACAGAGCCUUUUCUGGAGAGGCUCCUCUCCUCCUCUUCUACCCACUCACUGGAUGAGGAGCUGAUGUUAGGUUGGUGUCUUGGACUGGAGUUCUCAGGGGCUGCAUCUUCCCUGAUGUAGAAAGCCCUGCUUCCUGUGGUUGGGAAGGGCCUGUAGGAGGAGAGUGUUUGAGGAGGACAAGAGUUGUAUUCAGUGCUAGCCCUACUUAGAGUAGACCCAUUGAAAUUAAUGGACUUAGCCUGUGUGCAGAGUAGACCCUGGCCAUGAUCAGCUUGGGCUCAGAGUGGGUCUACUCUGGGUAAAAUAUUAUUAUUAAUAAUAUAUUAUGUAUUAUAUUUAUAUUCCACCUUUCCUCCAACUAGCCCAAGGUGGUGUACAUAGUUCUCUCCAGUGCUAUUUUUCUAGAAAAAGAGGUGCCAGAACUCACCAUGAAUGCCUCCCUGGUUCUCUUAUAAUGGAACCUGAGAGGUGCUGGAACUCAGUUCUGGCUGGGGGAAAAGCCCUGGCUCUCCCACUUUCUAGUGCAGCACUAACCACUACACCACACUGGUUCUGAAUAUGUUUGAAUGCAACUCUAUGUGUUUUCCAAACCAGGACAUAACAAGCUGUUGUUGGCUCCAUGUUUUCAACACCGCUUUAUGAUUUCCAUUAUGCUUUAGACUCUGUGGAACCGUUUCCCAACCCUAAAAUAAAUAAAUCUGUUAGAACUGUCCUUGUUAUAGUCACCCUGUUUCCUUCUGGUGGGGUCUUCCGAGCCGCCCAGGGAGAGCCAGCUAUGAGAAAACCAGGCCGGGGCCUCAAGAGCCACCCUCCUUCUCCUGGGCUGGUGGAAGAGUAGUCGGUCUGAGCUGCUUGCACCCUCGUUGGCUUCAGAUCCCGCUGCACAUCCUGGACCAGGGUCUUCAUGGAUAACCAAAGCUGGAGGAGGAGCCUUCAGGGAUGUUGCUGCAGCAUUAGCACCUAAGCAAGAGGCAACCAGGGCGUGGGGAGGGGAGCUGCGGAAGGAAAGGGUUAGUUCCCUGCUGGGAUAGUGACAUUGCCUCCACGUUCCUGUGGCUCUCUUUCCCCAGGUCUCCCCAUCAGCCCGACGGCGGCGGCUCCUCCAGUCUCCAGCCAAAUACCUGAAAUGGCACCAGCACCUUUGCCGCCUUGCCCUGCGUCCUCCAGCGGCUCCUUGGCUAAGCUUUCAAUUCCGCUGAGUUCCAUUACUCUGAGUAAGUGCCAGGUUGGGGGCUUUUCUUCACAGGGCAGGAGCUGAGCAGCUGCCCCCAAUCUGGUGGUGGGAUGUGGACUCUGGUGGGGCGACAGAGCCCCGUAUAGGGUUUGGCUUUGCCCCUCUGUGAGGCUCUGUGGCUACCUGUUGCCAACUGCAGUUGGCAUGGCAGCUACGGCCAUUCCUGGACCGGGAAGGCUUGGCUGCAAGUAGUUCACGCGCUGGCUACUUCCAGAGUAGAUUACUGCAAUGCACUCUGUGCGGGGCUUCCCUUGUGCCCGAUUCAGAAGCUGCAGUUAGUGCAGACUUCUGCAGCACGAUUGCUGAUGGGAGUGGGGCCGUGUUAGGAUUUAACGCGUGCUCAGAUAUCUGCAGUGGUUACUUAUUUGCUACCUGGCCAGGCUCAAUGUGUUACACCAUUAGUAUACAAAGCCCCCAGUAAUCUGGGACCAUAUUAUACACCCUCUCGAGUGCUUUGAUCUGUGGGACUGGCUGCGUUAUAGGUGCCACACAAUGCCCGUUCCACAUUUUUUGGAAAUCGGUCUCCUAGUGUGGCAGCACCUACACAUGGGAACUCCCUGCCUCUCUAUUCUUUUCAGCACCUGCUAAAAACAUUUUUUUUUUGGACAAGCCUGAUGUUUGGGAUACUGGUGUGUUUUUAGCUCUAUGGAUGGUUUUAAUUUUUUUGAAUGCUGUAAUUUGUUGUUGUUUAGUCAUGUCCGACUCUUCGUGACCCCAUGGACCAGAGCAUGCCAGGCACUCCUGUCUUCCACUGCCUCCUGCAGUUUGGUCAAACUCAUGCUGGUAGCUUUGAGAACACUGUCCAACCAUCUCAUUUUUUUUUUUUAAAUGAUAUUUAUUUCAAAUUUAAAAUUACAAAAAAGAAAAAGAAAAACCAUACAAAAUACAAGGAAAACAUUAACCGUGACAAAGCGUAAAAUAAACAAAUAGAAAAGAACAAUAAAAUAGAAUAAAAAAAGAGACUUAACAGAAGAUAUAAAAAUACAUUAAGUUAAAAUAAAACAAAAACAGAUUAAACCUUUACUUAACCUUUUUCCCUUUACUUAUUUCCAUGACCUCCUCUCACCUCCCAAUUUUGUAUUCUAGUUCAGAUCGUAUUUCCAGCAAUUCCUUCUAACCUUAUUUUCAUUUACGUAUUUUGAAAUUUCAAAUAAUGUAAUUAAACUUCCUCCAUUUCAUCAAAAUCAACAACUCAUUUUUGCUUAGUCCAUUAUAUCAUAUCUACCAAAACGACCUAAUAUUCUUUUUCCAACCUCUUUCUAACAUUCUUUUAUAUUGCAGUAUUUUUGAAGAUAUAUUUUGAAUUUUUCCAAUCUUCUUCCAUCGACCCUUCUCCCUGGUCUCGAAUUCUGCCGGUCAUCUCAGCCAGUUCCAUGUAGUCCAUCACUUUCAUCUGCCAUUCUUCUCGGGUAGGCAAUUCUUGUGUCUUCCAGUACUUCCCACUGAGUAUUCUUGCUGCUGCUGUAGCAUACAUAAAGAAAGUUCUAUCCUCCCUUCGCACCAAUUGGCCGACCAUGCCCAGAAGAAAGGCCUCUGGUUUCUUCAGAAAGGUAUAUUUAAAUACCUUUUUCAAUUCAUUAUAAAUCAUUUCCCAGAAAGCCUUAAUCCUUGGGCAUGUCCACCAAAGGUGAAAAAAUGUACCCUCAGUCUCUUUACAUUUCCAACAUUUACUAUCUGGCAAAUGAUAGAUUUUUGCUAGCUUGACUGGGGUUAAGUACCACCUAUAAAUCAUUUUCAUUAUAUUUUCUCUUAAGGCAUUACAUGCCGUAAAUUUCAAACCUGUGGUCCAUAACUGUUCCCAGUCAGCAAACAUAAUGUUAUGUCCAAAAUCUUGUGCCCAUUUAAUCAUAACAGAUUUAACCGUUUCAUCCUGUGUAUUCCAUUUCAACAGCAAAUUAUACAUUCUUGACAAAUUCUUAGUUUUAGGAUCUAACAAUUCUGUUUCUAAUUUUGAUUUUUCCUCCCGGAAACCAAUCUUUUUAUCUAAAUUAAAGGCCUCUCUUAUUUGAUAGUAAUGAAGCCAGUCUCGAACUUUAGUUUUUAGUUUGUCAAAGCUCUGCAGCUUUAAUUUAUCUCCAUCUUGUUCUAGAAUUUCACAAUAUUUUGGCCAGUUUGUCUCCAUAUUGGUUUUUUUCAGAGCCUUAGCCUCCAUUGGUGACAACCACCUUGGUGUUUUACUUUCCAACAAAUCCUUGUAUCUCACCCAGACAUUAAACAAUGCUUUCCUGACAAUAUGGUUCUUAAAGGCCUUAUGUGCUUUAAUCUUGUCAUACCAUAAAUAUGCAUGCCAUCCAAAAACAUUAUCAAAACCUUCUAAAUCCAAAGUGUCCGUGUUUUCAAGAAGCAGCCAAUCUUUCAGCCAGCAAAAUGCGGCUGAUUCAUAAUAAAGCUUAAGGUCUGGCAGGGCAAAUCCACCUCUUUCUUUAGCAUCAGUUAAAAUCUUAAAUUUUAUUCUUGGCUUCUUGCCCUGCCAGACAGAUCUCGAAAUAUCUCUCUGCCAUUUCUUGAAACAGUCCAUCUUAUCCAAAAUCUGCAAUGUUUGAAACAAAAACAACAUUCUAGGCAAUACAUUCAUCUUUAUCGCAGCAAUUCGGCCCAACAAUGAUAACUUCAAUUUUGACCAUAUUUCCAGAUCCUUCUUUACUUCUAUCCAACAUUUUUCAUAAUUAUCUUUGAAUAAAUUCACAUUUUUAGCAGUCAUAUGAACCCCUAGAUAUUUCACUUUCUUAACCAAUGUUAAUCCUGUCUCCUUCUGAAACCUCUCUUUCUCAAUCUCUGUAAGAUUUUUCUCUAACACCUUAGUUUUCAUCUUAUUCAGUUUAAAACCUGCUACUUGACCAAAUUCUUGGAUUAAUUGCAAUACUCUUUUUGCGCUGGAUUCUGGCUCCUGUAGUGUCAAAACCAAAUCAUCAGCGAAAGCUUUUAAUUUAUACUGUUUAGCUCCGAGUUGUAUACCUUUAACCAAUUGGUCUUUCCUGAUCAUAUUAAACAAGACCUCCAGGACCGAUAUAAAAAGCAGUGGGGAGAUUGGACAACCCUGUCUUGUUCCUUUCUCUAUCUUAAACUCUUCUGUAACUACAUUAUUUACAAUCAACUUAGCUUUUUGUUCCGAAUAAAUUGCACCUAUACCGUUUUCAAAACUUUGGCCUACCCCCAUCCCUUGUAAAUUUUUCUUCAUGAAACUCCAAGAAAUAUUAUCAAAGGCUUUCUCCACUGUCCAACCAUCUCAUCCUCUGUCAUCCCCUUCUCCUCCUCAGUAGCAUGUUGGACGCCUUCCGACCUGAGGGGCUCAUCUACCAGCGUCAUAACUUUUAUAUGCCUGUUGUCUUUGUCCAUGGAGUUUUCUUGGCAGGGAUACUGGAGUGGCUUGCCGGUUCCUGCUCCAGGUGGAUCACGUUUGGUCAAAACUCUCCACUAUGACCUGUCCAUCUUGGGUGGCCCUGCACGGCAUAGUUCAUAGUUUCUUUGAGUUGUUCAAGCCCCUUUGCCACGGCAAGGCAGUGAUCCAUGCUGUAAUAGUUUUUACUAAUUACCUUACUGCCUUAUUCUUUAUGCAAACUGGGAGGAAGAUUUCUGCAGUCAAGCAGUAUAUAAAUUGUAUGAAAUAAAUAAAUGCCCCCCCUUUCCCUUCCCCUCCCUCUGGAUCCUGGCAUCCUCAUCCUAGCCACCAGAUUGCUUAAGGACAGUGGUAGAGCAUAGCUGGGAUAGCUCAGUUGGUAGAGCAGGAGACUCUUAAUCUCAGGGUUGUGGGUUCAAGCCCCACAUUGGGCAAAAUGUUCCUGCAUUGCAGGGGUUGAACUAGAUAACCCUCAUGGUUCUUCCCAACUCUACAAUUCUAUCUGUUCUGGGUGUAGCAGCUCUCGAGUUCAGUUUCUAGUAUCUCCCAAGUAUGGCUGGUAGACACCUCUGCCUGAAAUCCUGGAGGGUCAUUGCAUCGUUGCCAGUCAGUGUAGACAGUGUGGAGCUAGUUGACCCCAGUGGUCUCACUCUGUAUAAGGCAGCUUCCCAUGUUGUCUGUCUUCUUGCCCCCAACAGGCACGAUCCCCCCGGUCACGGUCUAUGAGGAGAAGGGCCUGAAAGCCAUGCUCCACUUCUCCAGGGACCCGGUUCCCGGCCAACCAGCCACCAGGGUGCUGGUUCUCUCCCUGCUGAGCACUGCCCCUCACCCAGUCCAGGACAUCGUCUUCCAGGCUGCUGUGCCCAAGGUGAGAGAAACUGGCUCUUAAUCUAGGCAAGAGAGCUGUGCUCCUGACCAGCAGGAUUCCUCCCUCCCUGUGGAUUGUUGUAUUUUAUUAAGGAAGUUACAUAGUGCCCUUUAUUUAUUUACUUAUAAAAAUAUGUGUAUGCCGCAGUGCCAUAAAUAAUUUAACAAAGUGGGUUAUAGCAAUAAAAACAUAAAGCAAUACAAUACAAGCCAUAACAAAAGUUAAAAAGCAGACACCAUUGUGAAGGAGCUAUUCUUAAUUGCCUGCACAGGUAUGGCAGAAUAUAAGAGUUUUCAGCAGGCGUUAGAUGGCCCCUGCUGAAUCUCCAGUGGCAGAAGGUCCCACAGGACUCGGCUGACGAUGCUAAAGGUUCCAUUUCUUGCUGCUGUUAGGGAAGGGUGAGGCUUUUCCCACCUGUCAGUCACCUGAUGUCACAAGGAUCUUAGGUUCCCAUACAGACCAGGCCAGCAGAAAACGUUUCUCUUCCAGCAGGUCUUUGGCCUGACCACUGUUUUUGUCACUUUUGCCUUGCCUUCCUGCUUUGCGGUAUGAGGGUGUAUUUUCCUUGGGGGUUUCAACUUGAAACAGAAAGAGGGGAUAAUUUAUAAAAUGUUGUGAUUGAUAUGCUGCUGGGGCACUGAGCCAUGGAGUUGUCCCAACGACCCCACCUGGGCUGAGCUUGUGCCUGAGGAGAGCUCAUCCUUCUUCCUCUCUCUCUCUCCCUCUCCUCUUCCUUGCUGCUGAAUGAUAGUCGAUGGCCAUCAAGCUGCAACCAGCCACAGGCUCCGAGCUGCCGGCCUUCAACCCACUCCUUCCCCCAACAGUGAUUUCUCAAGUACUGCUUCUGGCCAACCCUCACCAGGUAUGUGGCUGGAUCAGGUUGGGGUUUGUGGUCUGGGCAGCAGACUGCCCAGCAGCAGCCAGGGACCAGUGGCUCCUUUCUUUGGCUGCCUGUUCAGAAUGUGGGGCAGGGCUGGGGAGCAUCUGUGCUCCUCCAGAUGUUGUUGGAGUGAGUCCUAUCACAACCAUCGCCAUCACCUCCGACCACUGGCCCUGCUGACUGAGACGUAGGGAUGAGAAUGUUAGAAGACGGGGAGGGGGGCGAGGCGAACUUCAGGAACGUUUUGAAACUGAUGAGGGUUCAGCUUCUCCUCAGACUGUCGAAUGGGAAUUGUGUAAAGCCCAUACCCAAGAUAGGAUCAUAGCAUCUGCUUUUUGUAAGAAACAGAUUUAGAAGCCUGCCGGAGGAAGUUGGGGAAAAACAGAGAGGCCCAUUUUAGGUCCAUUGGCAGUAUCCCCUUCCCCAAAUUUACCGUGCUCUAGAUAGGAGUGGAAUGACCUCCACUACAGCUGAAUUUGCCCUGGCAGGUUUGCACCAGAGAGAGAACGGGCAAGAGUUUGGAUUCCUUCUUUAAAGAGGGGCCUGCCAGAAAUUGCAGAGUGUCUAUGUGUCUGUCUUUCCUCUUUAUAUCUUUUUUCCCCCCUGUCCCCAGGCUCCACUCCGACUGAGAUACAGAUUGUCCUUCGUCCAAAAUGGGACACCUUGCAUAGAAACUGGGGAGGUAUCUGAUUUUCCCCAUGCAGAGUUAUGGGGUGGGAUUUAGUGAAUGCUUGCCUGGUGACUUCAGAAGAUCCCCAGAGCACCAUCUUCAUGGUCUCAGGGCACCGGGAUGAGCCUCACCAGGGCCCAGACAUUCAAUGCCAAUUACGCUUUGGAGCAAGAUACCUUCUUCUUCGCGUAUACCAAUCAGUACAUUUUUAAAAAUGCAGCUAUCUUUAUAUUCAUUUGGACUAUGUAAACAGCACUGGACACUUUUUCCUCCAAUAAUCUUGGAAGGGAUCACUUCGUUUCUGAGGAUGGUCCACCUGAAAGCUACCCUCCCACCUGUUGGCUGAGCUGCUGUGAUGUCAUGGAAUGUGUGCAACCCGAUAGUCCAUAGAAUAUUGAUAAUAAAGUUUUUCUGUUUCUAAGACACGAGUCAAAGGUAAACAUGGAAAAAAACCUCAACAGAAUAUACUGGCUAAUUUCUGGCAAGAGGGUUGUUGGAAAUAAAGAAACUGGGGCUGUGGAGGAAGCUGAAAAGCAGAGAUGCAAGAGGGCCAUGGGAAUGACUAGAGGGAGCAAGAUGUGACCAACAGAACACAUGACGCGAUGCACAUGUGUGACAAAUGCUUUGCUGUAGGCUGGAUUUGUUUUACUUUCCAAAGAGUGGUGUCUUCCAAAGAGUUUGGCUUCCUGCUUUAAAGAGGGGCCUGCCUGAAAUUGCAGAGUGCCUUGUGUGGACCAGUUUGCUAUUGAGAGGAUGGGAGGGGAGAAGGAACCUCUGCGUCUGCGUGGAGGGCUCUCUUUCAUUGAAGGUUUGAAAGCAGAGCCUGGAUGGCCACCUGUCAAGGGUUCUUUGGUUGUAACUCUUGCAUUGCAGGGGUUUGGACUGGAUGACCCUUCCAGAUCCUCCUAGCUCUACAAUUCUGAUUCUAUCUCUGCACCACCCAUGCUCUGCUGCCGCCGGCACAGAGCGCCUUGCCCAGAAGAGCUGCUGGCUAAGAUUAGUAUAAUUUAUUACCCACCCUUCUGUUGAUUUAAAGCAGAGUCUCGUGCCCAGCGGAAGGAUGAGCAAUACGUGCUACAUACUCUAUAUUGCUUUAUUUACAGUUCAAAGCUGGUAUAUUACAGAAAGACAUCUUGCCUCUGCCGGAGCAGAAAAAUGCAUCCUCUCUCCUCAACAGCUCGGAGAGAAUCACACAGUGAAAAACAGGAAACCAGUGUACGUCACAUCCAGUCUCCCUUUCCCGUGAGAAACUCCAACAGUACAGACUGUGGAAUGUAAACACCUGUCUCAUGACAAGUAGAGCUGCACAGUGAAGGAAAGCAGAAACCAACAUCCUCCCCCUUUCUGUGAACAUCACUGGGCAGCGUGUUUGCACAAUAUCAGUACAAACCCAACUUCUGCACAUAGGUACAGUGUUGAUCCCUUGAUACAAUCUUGGACAAUACAUCAGCAGGAAUUUCAUUACCUGGCAUAUAGGACACCGUUACGAGUCCCUUCUGAAUACAUUCCCUAGCAUGCUGCAACUUUAAUUGUAAGUGCUUUGUGCUUUGCUUACAACCUUCAGACUUCAGCAAAGCCAAACAUGCUUUGUUGUCCUGGUAAACCUGGAUUGGACAUUUGACAGGAAUUUUCAUAUCUUUGCACAAUUGUACUAACCAUUCACAAUCCUUAAGUGAAUAAGACAGUGCAUUCAGUUCGGCUUCACAAGUACUUAAGCUAACUGUUGUUUGCUUCUUGCAUGACCAAUCAAACAGACUCUGAUUGUACAUGUAGCAAACUCCAGACGUACUUUUCCUGUCUGUAGCGUCACUUCCAAAACUUGCAUCUGCAAAUAUCUCAAGACCACCAGACUUCUGAUUGUUAAAUCUCAGUCUGUAAUGCAUAGUGCCUUUCAAAUACCGCGCUAUGCGUUUCAGAGCUUUCCAAUGCUUGACACUAGGAUUGUUGACUUGUCUGCUUAGCAAAUUACAGCUAACAGCAAUGUCUGGUCUUGAACAUCUGGCAAUGAAGUUUAGCUUGCCUAGCACACUCCUGUACAGUGUAGUGUCAGAAAAUGCUUCUUCAGUGUCAUCUACCUGAUAACCUGUUGUCAUCGGUGUGUCUACAGGGUUAGCAUCCAUCAGAUUUAGUUUGCUUAACACAUCAGCAAUUUUCCGUGACUGGUGUACUAGAAUGUUACCAUCUUGAUCUCUCUCUAUUUCCAGAGAUAGGUAGUUGUUUACCUCACCAAGAUCUUUCAUGUCAAAGUGCUCUUUCAGUUGAGCUAGGGCGUUAUUGUACAUUGCGACAUCUUUCCAAAAGAAUAAUAAAUCAUCAACAUAAAACAAACAGUACAGUUUCUUUUGCCCCUCCUCUUUGACAAAUACACAUGGAUCAGCUUUCCCUUGCUGAAAACCUAGAGAAAACAAUACUUCAGUGAGUUUUGUGUGCCAACACCGUGCACUUUGUUUGAGACCAUAAAGGGAUUUCUUCAGAGCACAAACAAAUCCCUGUUUUAUCUGUACGCCAUCAGGUGGAAGCAUAUAAAGUGAUUCAUCUAGAGAUCCGUACAGAAAAGCUGUAUUAAUAUCAUGGUGACUAAUGUGUAGAUUUUCCUCUGCAGCUAGCUUGAGCAUAAGCCUAAUGCUUUCAUAUCUCACUGUGGGUGAAUAGGUCUCGUGAUAGUCUUGACCUGGUACCUGUGCAAAACCUCUGGCUACCAAUCUGGCUUUGUGUCUGACUAUCUUGCCAUUUUGAUCUGUCUUCGCUUUGAAGACCCAUUUGCUUCCAAGCAGUUUCAUUCCUGGAACUACUGGAACUAGCUCCCAUGUUUUGUUCCUUUCUAAGGAAUCAAGCUCAGCCUUCAUGGCAUUUAACCAUGGCUCAGCUUCCUUCGAAUCCAAACCCUGGAUUUCUUGGAAACUUGAAGGUUCAAAUACCUUCUUGGAGCUUUUAACAGCUGUUACUGCUAUCUUAGCAAACUCAUCAGCAAAUCUCUUUGGAGGUUUGCUUUUUGUGACUCUCUGUGACCUACGAAUUAGCCUUAAGUCUUCAACACUCUCCUCUUCCUUCUUAGGAGAAAAACGACCUAUUGUGAACAAUGGUUCCUCCAAUUCUUGAUCAGAGCUUUCAGAGGGUCGCAUAGAGGCUUUCGCACUCUCGAAAUCCUCUGAAUCACCCGAUUCAGUUUCAGAUUCAGACUCAGAACCUUCAUCAGUGGGUGUGGGCUGUUGUGGUUGCUUUGACUAUCCUCAGUCUCAUCACCGUCAUCAGGAUAACAUUGGAAAAUUCCCACAUUCUCCCCCACUUUGCAUUGUACUCGACACUUCUCGUGAGCUUAAUUGUCUUAGAGUCAGUCAUCAUUAUUCUGUAAGACCCUUUCUGAUAACCUAGAAAGAUACCAUGCAAUCCACGCUUGUCUAACUUGGAGUUUUGUGGUGAGCGAACCCACAUGUCAGAACCAAAAAUCUUCAUGUGUUUGAUGUAUGGCUUCUUGCCAAACAUCUUCUCAUAGAAGUACAUCCAAUCGCUGAAGAUAACCUGCGAUUGUAACUGUAAACAAAACACGAGAGAGAUUCGGCCCAAUAACUCUCUGGAAGAUUGGCAUCAUGCAGCAAGGUCUUUAACCCUUGAAGCAAUGUCUGAUUUGCCCGUUCCGCAAGUCCAUUCUGCCAUGGCGAGCGAGGACUAGACAAAUCGUGUUGAAUUCCUUUCUCAGUCAGAAAAGCUUCAAACUGCUGAGAAGUGAAUUCCCCCGCGAUCACUGAAAAGAGUCUUUAUCUUCUUACCAUGCACAUUUUCCAACCAAGCACAGAAUUCCUUGAACCUAGGAAAAGCCUCCGAUUUCUGCUUGAGAUUGUACACAAAAAUAUAUCUAGAAAAUGCAUCAAUGAGAACCAUGAAGUAUCUAUUUCCACCCAAAGAGGGCGCUAGUGGACCAACCAAAUCAGCAUGAACAACCUGGUAUGGUUCUGUAGCUGUCCUACUAGACACCUUACCUUUCGCAGCCAUUUUCACCUUGUUUGCUGCGCAUGCUUUGCACUUCAUGUGGUACCUGCAGGGUUUAAUAGUCAUACCUUCAACCAAGGCAGGCAUUUUAGAUACUGCCUCAAAAUGCAAAUGACCAAAUUUUCGAUGAAAAUCGUGAAUACAUUCUGCAUGCAAACUUUUGUUAGAACCUGCAAUGCAACAAGUGUCAUCCUGCACCACAUCAUCAUAAUACAAAACAAACAAAUGAUCAACAUAUUCUGCAUGCAAUACAUAAUCAUUUUUCUUUGUGAUGAUGCACUUCUUGUUCUUGAAGGAAACGUCAAUGUUCCGCUCAUUCAGCUGUCCAACGCUGAGCAGAUUAUGUUUGGCGUCUGGCACGUAAAGCACAUUCUGUAUCGAUAAGUCCAAACUGUGAAGAACAACAGUUCCGUAGCCUUUACUGGGAAUAGUGUGGUCAUCCGCCUGGUGAAUCGCACCUUCCUGCGGUGUAAAAGACACAAACAGUUUCUUAUCGUUGCACAUGUGGUGGGUGGCCGCUGAAUCAACAACGAAGAAAGAUCUAGACGUCUUCUGGACCUCUGCAACCUUUGGGGUGAAGCGUGAAACCAUAGCCUUGUGCUGCGUUGUCCUAGACACCGGACCUUUGCCUUUGCCUCGGCCUUUUCCGCGCGAUGAGCUUUCGCUGCGCUGCUCUGUCUUGGCCCUGGGAUGUCUGCAUUCCCUCUUCAUAUGGCCUAGACGUCCACACGAGUAGCAUUUCACUGCCUUCAAAGCUUUGGCGCCAUCUGGUGGUUCCACUGCACUAUGGGAUGACGUCUGUGAAGACUCCCCCUUGCCCAUGCAGCUAGCACCCCGGCGAUCUGCUUCAUUUAAAAUCACGGCAGUAACAAAGUCCACUGUCAGCUGAGCAGUUGGUUGCACAGCAGUCUGGGUUGCAACAGACUCCCAACCUGAACCCAAAGAUUGUAGUAUCAUGAAAGAAUACACAGCCUCUGGAAAGUUGAGUCCUCUCUGUUGCAGCUCAUGUCUCAGAUUUUGCAUCUGCAUCAGAUGUAAACGCACAUCUCCACCUUCAACAAGAGCCAUAUUAUGCAGCUUGUUAAAGUAAAACAUAGUGGAUCCAGCUUCUGUCCUUAAGUGAGCCUCUCUCAGAGCGUCCCAUAUUUCUCUGGCUGAGGUCUUAUCACGCAAUAGACAGAGCUCUUCUGGGGACACUAUCAAUGUAAGAGUUCCCCUUGCUUUGGAAUCCUUAGCUUUCCAUGCAUCUGUAACUGGAACUGGGGGGGUUCCUGUAAUCACCUCAAACAAACCCUCUUUCCGCAGAAUUGCCUCUGCAUACUGAACCCAGUCGCUGUAAUUUUUCUUGUUGAGCUUAGGGAUCCCACAAGCAUCCUGAAGGGCCAUCAUGACUCUGGCAUUAGCCUUCAGCGUCAUAUAUAUGCUGCAUUAAAUCUUGCUGCGUCACUGCUGCAGCUGCUUUAUCACAAAAGCGCACUUAAAAGUUACUUUCGAUUUCCCCAGCAUAGUGACUUGUGCCUGGGAGCCUUUUGCCUAUUCCCGGCAAAACCGGCUUUAAAAGUUCAAAGUCCAGCCAUAAAGCCAUUAACUUGAAGCUGGCAGGCUGCCCGGAGCAGUAGCACAUACCUCAUCAAUCACUUCUACGCGCAGAGCAGAUUCCUUUCCGAACCGUCCCUCUGCAUUCCGAUCCUUUUCCGGCACUCCGAUUCGACCUCUGGAGUCCAUAACCACGUGUUGAUUUAAAGCAGAGUCUCGUGCCCAGCGGAAGGAUGAGCAAUACGUGCUACAUACUCUAUAUUGCUUUAUUUACAGUUCAAAGCUGGUAUAUUACAGAAAGACAUCUUGUCUCUGCCGGAGCAGAAAAAUGCAUCCUCUCUCCUCAACAGCUCGGAGAGAAUCACAGAGUGAAAAACAGGAAACCAGUGUACGUCACAUCCAGUCUCCCUUUCCCGUGAGAAACUCCAACAGUACAGACUGUGGAAUGUAAACACCUGUCUCAUGACAAGUUAGCUGCACAGUGAAGGAAAGCAGAAACCAACAGUCCUAAAGUCCCAGGUUCAGCUUAUAACAAUGCUGAAAACAGCUUAAGCAUUCUGCCCUGUGGGCUCGAUCUGUGGCCUCCCUUAAUGACGCCCCAUCAAAACAUGUUGCCCUGGGUAGCUGCCUCUUGCCAAGAGGUCUAGAGAAAACUGGUUUGCAUGCCUCUUCCUUUGAGCUAGUGGUGAGGCAGCAGCACCCUUGCUCCCCAGGGAGAUGCUGCUGGUUGUGUGACUCCUUUUGCAUUUAGGAGCAAGAACGCAUGGAGUGUGCAUGGCCUGGUUUUCCAAAGGUGUCAGUCUUCUCUGUGUCUUCUCAACCCAAGAGCAGCUGUAGUGGGCAAGCACUCUUCCUAGGGUGCCUUCAGGGGGGGUCUUGCGUGGCUGCCUCUGUUUGAGUUGCCUGACUUACUUCUAACAUGGUUUUCUUAAUUUUUAAGUAUAUAACUGCAAAAAGUCAACAAACGUACUGAUCAAUCAAAAAACCGUAACUGUAACCGUAAUUAUGACUGAGUGAAGUGCAGAAGUGUAAACAUUCAAUUUCAGCAUUCAGAAAUAAAUAUGGAGAAAUGGCUCAGAAUUAUUAAUUAAAUUUCUUUACUGCCCUUCAUCUGAGGAUCACAGGGCGGUUCACAAUAUAAAAACCACAAAAACACGUAAUAUUGUUUAAAAGGCCAUAGACUGCUAAUGAGCCAAACACCAGGGAGGAGAGGAAUGAUUUUGCCUGCAGAAUGAAAUCAAAUCAAAAGCCAUCAUCAUCGACAAAUAAUUUAUAGACCACUAUUUCAUUAAAAUAUCAAAGAGGUUCACAACAAAAAUACAUGAAAUGAAUGUAAAAAGAGGCAUAAAUCAAUCAUUCUGAGUGGGUUAUAUCCAGCUAUCUUUUGCUCAGGGCAAACUCAUUGAAAUAAAUGAACCUACCUUAGUCAUGAUCAUUCAUUUCAAUGGAUCUACCCAAAGCAGGGCUAGCAAUGCAUACAGCCCGUUAUUAUUUUGCCAGCCAACGUGUGCCUGUGCUGCCUAGCCUAUCAGGGGCAACAACUCAGCCAGGAAGACUGCGUCUGUUGGCUCUCUGCCUGCCUGCCCCUUACGGAAAACGCAGUAGAACCCCCUCGAGGCGUCUCCGCCCCGGCGUCAGACAAGCUGCGCGCAGCGUGUAGGCGGAGUCUCUCUCAGCGGAGCCACGACGGCAGGAGCGGAGCCAAUCCACGGGGUGGAAGGGUGGGCCCGGCGUGAAGCCGGCGGGGGCGGAGCUUCAGCCAACCCAGGCCCGUUGUCAAGAUGGCGGCCCACUGGGCUGAAGAGUGACGGAGAUAGACGGGGCUGUGCGCGUGCGCGCAGGUGGGCUCCGAGCGGGCAGGUGAGACAGCGGAUCCGCCAUGGACAGGGGCAGUCUAUCCCUCAGAGCCAAGCCCUAGAGGCAGAGAACUGGGGCGGGCGAGGGGGGGGGGAAAGGAAAUUUGUUCUGAACGCCUCUUAUUUCCUGAUGAGGAAGUCGGGGUGAGGGGCACAUAGGGGCGCGGGGUGGGGCAGUAGCAGCACCCUCUUUUCUUUAUCUCCUUCAGGAGUAAGUUACGUCUUUUCUCCCUUCACUGUCACUGACAUCCACCCCUUUCUCUCUGUAUAGAUAAGUGUGGAUUAGGAAAUAUUCUCUCUGUAUAAAUGUAAUACUGUAUUUAAGGACGGCAGUGGCAUGGUCUUGCCCUCUCCUCCUCAUCUCACAUCUUUAUUUCAUUGCAUUUCUAUCCUACCUUUUUCUCCAAGGAGCUCAAGGUGGCCUACCUCUGCCCCCACAACAAUCCUGUGAGGUAGGCUAGGCUCAGAGGCAGUGACUAGCCCAAGAUCACCCAGUGAGCUUUGUGGCCGAGGGGGGAUGCAAACCCUGGUUUCCCAGGUCCUAGUCUAAGUCUCUAACCACUAUGGCAUACAUCUGUAUUUCAUUUGUAUCCCAACCCUUCCUCCCAAGAAGUUUGACAGCAGCAUACAUGUUUUUCUUCCCCCUUUUCUGCUCACAACAACCCUGUGAGCCAGGUUUGGCUGAGAGGUGGCCGUUAGCCUGAGGUCAUCCAGUGAGCUUCACAGCCCAACUAGUUAUAGUCCAACACUCUAACCACUGCACCAAGCUCUCCCUCUGUCUCCCUGUGUCCUUCCAGUCCACUCUGACUGCUAGCUGACAGAGAGCCUACUCUUGCCAGAACUCUGAAUUGAUGACCUAUUCACACCUGUGACCUGUGAAAGUCAGCCAACCUCCUAGUGUACCCUGACUGGCAGCAUCUGCUCUCCAGGGCUUCUGGCAGGAGACUUUUCUCAGCGCUUCCUGGAGAUGCCACCAGUGGGGAUUGAAACUGGGAACCUCUGCAUGUCGGGCAGGUGCUCUGCCACUGAGCUGCUGCAACCCUGUCCUUGUUCACAUCUGUCCAUCUUGUAUCCUUCCAGGCACUGCUGA